AUCGCUUCUCGGCCUUUUGGCUACGAUCGAGUUUCGAGUUCGUCGACAGUUUCUGCGCAAGAAUCGUCUCCCUGUGGCCCGCGUCCCUCAGUCGCGCGUCACCGGGGCCCCACCCUACUGCCACGGAAGAUGCCGCCGUCAUCCCAGGUCCCGCCGAAGGCUCAGUCUUUCGUGUUCUCGGCACCCGCCGAAGUUCCUGUUGAUGAAAUAAUCGACAGCUUGUAUGGCCUCGUUGGUGAGGACAGUUUGACGCACUUGCAACACUUCGGUGCAAUGAAGUUCCUGGCUGCAGUCGGUUCGACGGCAGCUGCAGACAAGAUGGUAGCGCAGGGCCACCUGCUGCUUCGAAACGUCGUGGUCCCGCUCGAACAAGUGGGACCGCGUAUCAUCCACGUGACGGUCUUCCGGCUCCCUCCCUACGUCCCCGACGACGCCCUCCAAGCAGUCUUCAGUUCUUACGGGAAGGUGCUCGCCAUUUCCCACCUGACCUACAAAGAUCGGCCAAAGCUUUUCACCGGCACGCGAGUCCUCCGCAUGGAGAUGAAGACGCCCGUACCGAACUUCGUCAGCGUAGGAGGGCACCGUGUGAUGUGCGAAUACCGAGGAAUGAAGAAAGUCUGUGCCCGCUGCGGCCUGGAGGGCCACUUUGGAGCCGCUUGUCGCACACCACGCUGCGACCGGUGCGGCGUCUUCGGCCAUAGCACUGACGGCUGUAAUGCCCCGUGCAAGCGUUGCGGUCACAACCACGCCACCACGGAUUGCACGCAGCGCCGGAGUUACUCGGCAGUGAUUCGUGACGAGGGUCCUUCGGAUCCUAGGCCCCCUCCACUGACGGCACCCGACCCGCCCGACAGCACUCCAGGUGCUCCACCCCAGCCUGCAGAGACCCACCCGACCGCCGGCGUGACCCAACCGGACGCUCCCCAGGUACCACCAGCUGCGCCUUCGGAGGCCAGCGGGCGCGACGACCCCAACUCGGAAGCGGAGUCCCUCCCCCCCCUUGUCAUCGACGAGUCGGCAGAAAGUGAGUCGCCCGCAAGCCCAGAAGCCCAAACCGGAGUAGCCACUGCCUCCUCCUCGACAAGCGACCCAGGCGUGAGGCCACGAACUCCCGUGGAAUCUGCCACCGACAACACGGAAAGCAUGGAGUCGUCGCCGUCAGAGAGCGACUCCGUCAGCUUCCCGGUGCUGGACCAAGCAGCCAAAAGAGGCCCCCCCUCCUCGUCAGACUCUGGACCUGGCCCCAUACGCUUGACGGGGAAGACUGAGCUCGUUGCCAGACCGGCGCUGCGUCUACCGCGGUCCAGUGGCGGCCUGAGCAUUCCGUGUCUCAGUACGUUUGCGCAGGUAUUGGCCCUCCGCUGCGUGUUAGAUAUCUUGGAGGACGUAGACUAUAUCGGCCGUACUCUAAUGCUGUACUGGUUGGGUCAUUUGCGCCGGACGCUCGUGCCUCGGGGACUGGGGAACCUGGCUCCGGCGGCGGAGACACCUCUGCCGCAUUACGUUGCGGUCGUUGCGACGCAGCGCCGGGUGACCCAAGAGUUACCCGGCGCUCACAUUCAACAGCUACCAGUAUCCCGUGCUUGCGAGUCGCUUUGUGCCUCAGAGGUGUCUCUGGCGCACCAGUCGCGUAGCUCCCAGGUGUCCUGGGAGAGCCUUGUUUCUACGGACGUCCCUGCGCAGGCAGCCGAUACUGGCUGGAAAUUUGGGUGGGGGGUCCUACCAACGAGAGACCGACUAGCAAACUGGGGAGUUGCCGCUACCGACAGCUGCCCCAACUGCCCUUCUAUCGAAUCCAAUGAGCAUGCCCUCGUCGGCUGUGUUGUCGCCAGGACGUUCUGGACACUAGUGGCACGGGCCUUCGGGGUGCGCCUGCUCACGCAGAGACGACCCAACCGUUUCGCUAGACUUUUAGAAAUUUUAACGCGCGAAGUCUUGUGGGAGUUUAGGUGUCGCGCCGUGGUCCAACGCCGCCGGUUUAGGCCUCUGUUCCCCAUGCUUCGAACUUUAAGAGAGAAAGCUGCGGACUAUCUGGAGACACAACUGUGGACGCUUGGGGGGCAAGAGUUCCUGAGACGGUGGCACUCGCGGUUUUUCCACGUUAAUAACAACAGAAUUUUGCUGCGGCCUACUCCGGUUCUGCACGGAAUGUGACACAAAUCAGUGGUGAAGUGUGGCCUGCGUGCCACCAAAUCUUAGCACUCUUGUCAGAGGUGUGGCUGUUGUGCCAAGAUCUUUGUAAAUAUGUAAAUAAACUUUU
Molecule: messenger RNA, 2260 nt
Organism: Ixodes scapularis (black-legged tick)
Lineage: Eukaryota; Metazoa; Arthropoda; Arachnida; Ixodida; Ixodidae
Exons: 2
Coding region: 130-2154 (674 amino acids)
Molecular function (GO): nucleic acid binding; zinc ion binding
Source: RefSeq, a predicted model, not a curated record